AUGCGUCAGGGCGCGAGGCUGCACGUCGCGCAUUCAGACGCCUUCAUCGUCGACCUCAGAGUUCGGUGCACUGACCUCGGCGCUGGACCAGACACGGCUGGCGCUGCUCGGUCAAGCUCAGAAGCUGGUCGAGAACAACACCGUGCCGAGCAGCUCCGCGACGACACACCCGGCGACGCGACCCCGGACAGCUUCCGCGCACCGACCCUGUUGUUUGGGGGCGCUUGCGCUGCGGCCACCUGCCUGGCGGCGGUCAGGUCCGUAACACUUGCCGUGACAGUCCUCGUGGCUGCGCUCAUCGCGCUGUCCGCACGGAGCACAGCGGAGGAGGCGGUCGUGGCUGUGCGUGGAGUGGGCAUCUCGGUCAAGUGCCAUCGAAGGUUUCCGUGGCCCACGCGAGAGACGUUUGUGCGGGAGGAUUGCGUGGUCGGGCCGCUGAUCUACGAGAGGGUGACGGUCACCGGCGUCAGGGCCGUGCUCGCAGUGCUCGUCAAGGAUCCGGACGGGGGCGCGGAGAGGCUCGUCACUCUGUUCCGGCGCUCGGACCUGCGCCUGCGCGACAUGCAGACAGCGUACCGCCUCCUGCACCGCGUGAUGCCGGGCACCGGGACGCGGCCCCCCGUGCGCCGCUCGUAG
Molecule: messenger RNA, 636 nt
Organism: Pedinophyceae sp. YPF-701
Lineage: Eukaryota; Viridiplantae; Chlorophyta; Pedinophyceae
Source: the annotation of a GenBank genome assembly